Maniola jurtina (meadow brown) is the source of this 1664-nucleotide messenger RNA. RefSeq lists its product as uncharacterized. Bases 130 to 1488 code for a protein of 452 amino acids. NCBI's taxonomy places the organism in Eukaryota, Metazoa, Arthropoda, Insecta, Lepidoptera, Nymphalidae. The transcript is spliced from 4 exons. The record is from RefSeq and is a predicted model, not a curated record.
ACGUACCUUUAGUAUAAUGUUUACUCCGACGGUUAACGGUUGUGUCGACUUUUACAACUUCAUACCUGAUUCAAUUUAUCCGUCAAUGAACUUGUGCUUGAAAACACUGGCGCCGGUUUCGAAUUCAAAAUGUAUUCGCAGUCUCGAGACACGUUAGAUGAUGAAUUUGGGAGGCCAGUCGAAUCUAUUAUGCGAUGUGAGGAUUUUAAAAGCAAUUUUGCGAGGAGACUUUCCAACAGAUAUAUCUCUAAAUCCCCGGUAUCUGGUCCCAGGCAGGAUAAUGUUUUGAAAUUGCGGCCAACAGCUGACAAACAAGAAAUGCUGAAUAAUGUUCCAGAAAGAAUUGAGCAGUGCCCUCAACUUUCGAAGAAUGAUAAUUUAGAGCAGAAUGAAGAAGUUUUGAAACCACCAGAUACGGCAGUGAAGAACAACGCUGACAUACGCCAUACUGAAGUAAAUGCGCUAAAGAUGGAAGUGGAGACUUUGCGAUGGCAGUUGUCACAGACAGAGGCCAACAGGCAGAUGCACAUAGCUUUACUUCAGCAAAUAGUAACUUUUUUGAAUAGAGUCAAAGAGCACAUAGAAAACCAGAAAACCGAUACAGCAGUGCCACUAGAUACUAUGCCACCGGAAGUGUUCCCAAAGUCUUUAAAUAUUACUGACUUGCCCCGAUCCCGAUCGGUUUUUCAUGUCAGCAGAAAUCUUGAUUACUCUCUGAGUCCUACUAAGAAAAUUAGUACAAGGAAAAUCAGCAAAUCGAUUAGUAAUGUUAACGGAUAUAAAGAUUGCAGCAGUUUUUGGAGUCAGUCAAAACUGUCUUUAGUAUCCGAGAAUGAAACUGGCCAAAAGUUAACAGAGGAGAUGUCGAGACUUAUAACUCUUGCCAAUACUGUACUUAGCACCAAACUUCCAGAUCUCACAUGUUCCUGUGUUGGUGGACGAAUGGAAUCAACCUCACCACUAGUUGAAGCGAAAAACGAUCAAACAAGUGCGCAAAUUGUGUCCAAAUCGUUGGAUUUAAUUGAAGAAAAUGUAACUGAUACUAUUGUAUUGGACACAAAUUGCAAAAAUGAAAUUUACAAUGGCAUAACAAACGGACUCGAAGACGUAAACAAUAGAAUUUUGAGUGAAUUUAUUGUAUCGCAAGCUCCGCUUGGUUGCGGUUUGGAAAAUGAAUUUUCUGGUAUAAAGUUAUAUGACCAAGAGCAUCCUAGUUCGGAAAACGGGUUCGUCGAAUCGUGUGAAAAAGUGGUACAGAAACUUGACAAAAGAAAUGAAUACAAUGUGUCAACUCAUUUUAUAGAAGAUGAAAGUGGAUUUUCAUCGAUGAGUUCAUUUCAGGAGAUUGGCAUACCUAUCAUAAGCAUAAUACCACCGUCACCGUGUAAGGAAGUACAAAAUUUUGAAGAAAUUUCUAACGAAACUGAGAAGUGGCAAGCGGACGCCAUUGAACUGGAUAAGCAAAGUGUCAAAGUGUUUUGGGUUUGAUUUCCUAACGUUGUAUUGCAUAAUAUGCGAUUGUUUUAGAAAUCAAUUGCGAUAAGUGCCGAUAUAUUAGCGAUAUAUUGUUUUUAGCCAUUAUGUUGUCAUUAGUUAAUUAUUAAGUCGAUUAGCAUGUUAACUUUCCACUGCCGUUCAUAUUUAUAAAUAAAGUAAAAAAUUGA